AUUCUGUUGAUUAAGUUAAACUUUUUACAACAAAGAUUAUAUAUAUGUGUGACAUUCUACCACCCAAAAUGUCUGACCGGACUACUGAUUUGGAGGCCAGUUUGACAUCAAUGGACUGGCUGCCGAAAUUAAAUGUCCGAGACAUCAGUGAAAAAGCAAAAAACGAAAAAGAAGAAAAAUCAAAGAAAAAAACAAAUGGUGAUGCAGAUGGUGAUGGACAUUCAAAAGAUGGUAAACCUCCUUACAGUUAUGCAAACCUGAUCACCCUUGCGAUAAAUUCAUCAAAAAGCAGAAAAAUGACAUUGAGUGAGAUAUAUAGUUGGAUAUGUGAGAAUUUUCCUUAUUAUCAAGAUAUUGGAACUGGUUGGAAGAACUCCAUUCGACACAAUUUAUCUUUAAAUAAAUGUUUUAUGAAAGUUGCGAGAACAAAAAAUGAUCCUGGGAAGGGAUCAUAUUGGGCAAUUGACUCUAGUCCACAAGAUGAACCAAUACCAUUCAAAAGAAAACGACAUUCUGAUGAAAUGAAUCAGAUUCGAUAUGAUGAAAGUUCCGGCACAAGUUUUAACAGUUCAAGUGGAAGUCCUACGUUUACGCCGUCAGCACCACCAUAUGCUGCAAUGACAUCACCUGAACAUGCAGGAAGUCCUUCACAUCACUCGACACCUCUCAAUCACUUCCAUUCGCCGCUGUUACCUCACAACGAUCAUAAUAAUAAUCAAAAUGUUGAUUCAAGUUUCAACCUGACAAAUCUGCCAUUAACAGAUUUGAGUGCUUCAUUUAAAAGUUUUUACAGAUCUGUAAUUGAACCAACUUCACAAGGUUUCAAUAGAAGUAACGCAUCAAUAUGUAGCAAUGAUCCUGCAGUGAAUCAUUCUUACAAUAGUUCAUGUUCAGCACAAAGUUUUAACAACUCAAAUUCACAUUCACAAAUGGAUCAUCGACGCCAUCAUAUAAAUCACAUUUCUCCGCUCGCACAAGCACAUCAUCACAACAUGACUCCACAACAACAAAUCCAUCUUGACAGCUCAACAGAAAGUGGGCGAAUGAUGCAAAGUCCACGAACACAUUACACCAGAAGUCGAGCUCAUGAUAUGAAUAAUUCUGUAACAUUAAAUCAAGUUAAUAAAUCUUUAAAUAAUGUGUCAGGUUCUGGAUUCAAUUUUGAUUUGAGUAAUAUUGAAUCAUUGAAAAACAGUUUCAUGAGUGUCAAUUGGCCAGAAGUUGAUUUAAAUCAAUUUCCAGAUUUUCUGGAAACAAUGCAGAGGGCUGACAGUAAUGACUGGGAGUUAGAUCAACAGACUGCGAUUGAUUUAUGUAGUAGUUUGAGUCGAGUUUUUCAACAAUCUGGUUAUGGACAGCAAUAUCAUCAUCAACAUCCUUCAUCAUUAAGUGUUUCAACUUCAUCUUCUCUUGGUGACACAUCAUGUCGUAUGAACAGAAGUUACAUUACACAACCACAAAUAUCACCCCGGCAACAACAUUUAUCGAGGUCAAUACCAGUGUCUCCUCCACACACUGUAUCUGGUAAUAUGACCCACAUGCAGACAAGAAGUUUAUCAGGUAGUGCACCUCCACCUACCAGUUCAUCUAGUAUGAUGCAGCAAAAUUCAAUAAUUCCACCACCCGGAUAUAUUCCACCACAGCAACAAUCUCAACAAGAGGAAAUUCCUGAUACUUUUGAUUGGGAUUCAAUUUGUUAGCACAUAACAAUGAAUAGAACGGUUAUAAUAAAUUGGAUUCGGUGAAUUUUCGUAUGAUACAGAGAACUUUUAAUAAAGAUAGAAAGACCCAUUUGCCAAAAUUUUGAAUGUUAAAAUGACUAGACAAAUAGAUGUGGUGCCAUAAGUAAUCACUGAUGCUCCAAGAGAUACAUAAAGAUAUUAUUUGUGUUACAAGAAAUGUCACUGUUUGACAUAGGAAUUCAAGCAGUUCAUGUCUCUGUACUUACAAUUUAAUAAAAAGAAAUUUAAUAUUUGGCUAUAAUGACAUAUUUAGAAACAGCCCACUCUGGCAUAAAAUCAAUAUAUUUCAGAAAAUUAAUAUUUUGAAUUUUUUAACA
This is a messenger RNA of Styela clava, 2059 nucleotides long. Its product is annotated as forkhead box protein J2-like. Gene Ontology annotation, cellular component: nucleus. The record is from RefSeq and is a predicted model, not a curated record. Gene Ontology annotation, biological process: regulation of transcription by RNA polymerase II. Gene Ontology annotation, molecular function: RNA polymerase II cis-regulatory region sequence-specific DNA binding; DNA-binding transcription factor activity, RNA polymerase II-specific. NCBI's taxonomy places the organism in Eukaryota, Metazoa, Chordata, Ascidiacea, Stolidobranchia, Styelidae.